Molecule: messenger RNA, 663 nt
Organism: Mercenaria mercenaria
Lineage: Eukaryota; Metazoa; Mollusca; Bivalvia; Venerida; Veneridae
Product: zinc finger MYM-type protein 1-like
Exons: 1
Coding region: 1-663 (220 amino acids)
Source: RefSeq, a predicted model, not a curated record
AUGGACAUACCUCCAAUUCCAAAUCAACCUAAGACAUUUAAAUUUCAGGAACGCACCUUUGGUCAGAAAAAUCCAGUGAAUAGAAGUUUUCAACCUCCUUGGUUCGCCAAUAGAACGUGGUUGCAUUAUGAUGAAACUAAUGAACUCGCUUAUUGCCAUGUGUGUAUGGUUGCUCACAGAGACGGAAAGUUGUCAAGUUCGAAUCUUGAUAAAGCCUUCAAUAUUAAUGGAUUUUCGAACUGGAAAGAUGCUAGCGUGUCGCUCAAAAAGCAUGAAUCGUCCGGGUGCCAUCAUGAGUCGGUAGAGAAAUUGGUAACGUUGCCAGAAGUGACAAAGGACAUAGGUGAAACAUUGUCGAAUGCCCACGCGGAAGAAAAGAGUGAUAAUCGUGAGAGUUUAAGUAAGAUCUUGUCAAGAUUAUGGUUCCUCGGCCGUCAAGGAUUACCUAUUCGUGGUGAUGGAGAUGAGAAUGAUAGGAUUUAUACACAGCUUUUGAAGCUUCGCGGCGAAGAUGAUUCGCGGGUGUUAGAAUGGUUAAAACAAAAGAAUGAAAAGUACACUUGCGCACAUGUUCAAAAUGAAAUGCUACAGAUUAUGGCACUUUCAAUACCGAGGGACGUAGCGAAGGAUAUCAGAAACUGUGCUUUAUUCUAUCAUGGCUGA